GCUGUGUGUGUAAACGUAUACAGCCGCUGCAUACAUGCACUGCAUUAUAAUUCAACGACGAUUACCGCUAGAUUUUCAGAUGCGGAUUCUCCUGUUGAUCUCAGCUACUAAACCCUAUGUAAAACAUGUAAUUUACCGAUUUUUCAUUAUUUCCCGAAGGACCAAGAAGGAGAAUUUGUACCAGUAAAGAUCAACACCAAGGAAAUCAUCUGUGAGACUUCUAGAGGAAAAUAACCAUGGCUGGAGAGGGGCCUCCCUUCUUGACGGUUGGUACGGAUGUCAGUGCCAAAUACCGAGGGGCUUUCUGUGAAGCCAAGGUCAAAGUGGUUAAGAAGUUGGUGAAAUGCAAGAUCAACUUCAAAAGUGGAACAAGCUGCAUAGUCAGUGAUGACUUUGUGAAAGGAACUCUUAAAAUUGGAGCAAAAGUAGAGGCUAAAAUGACUGAAAGUAGUCCUUAUGAAGAAGGAACCAUUAUGAAGCUAAAUGAUGCGAGUUUGUAUACAGUCGUAUUUGAUGAUGGUGAUGAGAAGACUCUACGGCGAACCUUGCUAUGCUUGCAAGGAGAGAAGCACUUCCAUGAAAGUGAAACACUAGAUCAUCUGCCAUUGACAGAUCCAGAAAACUUUGGUACUCCAGUAAUGAAAGACACCAGUAAAAUGAGGAGAAAGAGAAGAAUGAGUAAUCGUUCGCAGAGUGAAGAAGAGGAAGAAGACGACGAUGAUGAUGAAGAAGACAGCGACAGUGACUCUCCUAAGAAACAACGCAAGGAAGAACCCGAGGAUGCAGUGGGCAAGAUUGUCAUUGUCGAGAUGAAUGAAAAGAGGAAGAAUUCCUUCUUUCCUGCCCUGGUUGUUGAUCCAAGCUGCACUAAAGAUGUCCAGACGAAAGGAAAAGACUACAUAGUAGUCCGAUCAUUCAAAGACAACAAAUUCUACACCGUUGCCAGAUCAAGUAGGAAACCAUUCCUGUCUAAAGACCAUACUUACAAAGGAGAUGUAGCUUCUCUCAAAGCUGCCACUGAGAAAGCAGUAACCUUCAUUGAUACCGGUCAGUUACCCUCUAACUGGGAUAUGGAGAUGCUGAAGAAGAAGAGAUCCGGUAAGCAGGGUCAGGGUCACUCGGAUGCAGAAACCAGCGAAGAUUCGUCUGACGAUGAGUACGAUAUGGAAAAGGACGCAUGGCUGGCCUCGCUGCAUAAGUUCAUGGAAGAGAGGGGUACACCGAUCAACAAGCCUCCGGUUCUAGGAUUCCGUGAUCUCAAUCUCUACAAGUUGUACAAGCUGGUCCAGGAUCAGGGAGGCUGUCGUAAGGUGACCGACAGGCAGAUGUGGAGGCAUAUCAUGAUCAAGAUGGGUAUCCCAGUCCCUGCUUCACAGCAGCCAUACAACAUUCACACUUCAUACAACAAGUACCUCUUUGCAUUUGAGGAAUUCAACCGGAAGAUGGGCCCUGGACCUCGUGUCUUCACCCGCACCAGGAGGCGGUCAUUUGACCGAGGAGGCUGGAUAACCUCCCCACCCAUCAUCAGCAGGCAACGAUCAUUGGUCAAACAGGGAAUCAAGGAUGAACCGAGCGAUAGAGAGGAAGAAACAGAAUCCCCCUCCCAGAAAAGGGUGACAAGAAAGAAAGGAGAGGAUGCCGGCAAAUCACAGGAACAGGAAGAGAGUAAACGAGAGACGCGGGAAGCCAAGACAAGAUCCAAGGAAAUAGAUAAAGAGGAAAAAGACUCGAGCGACCGAGAUGAAAAGAAAUCAGGGAAGAAGUCGGUUAAAGAUGAGAAGGUGAAGGAUAGAGGGAGCAAGGAUGGGAAAGACAAGGUCAAGGACAAAUCUGUAAAGGAAGACAGUGUGAAGGAGAAAGUCAAGGACAGGUCCGCCAAGGCUGAUAGUGACAAGAUCAAGGAUAGGUCAAAAGACACGCCUUCCAAGGACAGCGAUGAGAAGAUAAGCGAGAAGGCGAGCGAAGGAAAAGGCAAACCGAAAGAUGCAAAGGGAAAAGAAGAGAAGGGUGAGAAAUCAAAGGAAGAUAAAAAGAAGGAGGAGAAGGCAGAGGAGAAACAGACAGAAGCAAAAGGGAAGGAGAAGCAGGUGUCGAAAGGGAAGGAAAAGAAAGGCAAGGGCAGUGGAAGAGACGAUGACACAAACAGCCCAACUCCACCCCCACAGAUCACUGGUGCUGGCUAUGAUGUUGGCGAGAGGGUCCUUGUGCAUUAUGGGAGAGGAAGAACAGAGAAAAUAUAUGAAGCUAAGGUUGUAGACAUUGAGCUGAAGGGCAAGGACCACGUCUUCACUGUCCAUUAUACAGGCUGGAAUAACAGAUACGACGAGGCUGUCAAGAAGGCUCGCAUUGUCGGCUCUGCUGAAAAGAAAAAGAAAAAACUAACUCCUAAAGGAAAACCUGAGAAAGAAAAGUUAAAAAAGGAUGCCGAGAAGAAAGAAAAGGAGGAACAACAGAGGAAGGAAAGGGAGGAGAUGGACAGAAGGGAACGAGAAGAGAAAGAGAGAAGAGCGAGGCAGGAACAAGAACAGAAGGAAAGGGAAGAAGCGGAAAGGCUUGAAAAGGCAAGGGCUGAGAAGGAGAGGCAGGAGAAAGAAAGGCAAGAGAAGCUCGAAAAGGAAAGAAAGGAGAAGCUGGAGAAGGAGAGACUCGAAAGAGAGCGGAAAGAAAGGCAGGAAAGGGAAAAGAAAGAGAGACUGGAAAGAGAGCGGCAGGAAAAGGAACUGAAGGAGAGACUGGAGAAGGAGCGGCAGGAGCGCGAUAGGAAGGAGAGGCAAGAGAAAGAGAGGAAAGAGAAACAGGAGAGGGACAGGCGAGAAAAGGCGGAGCGAGAGAAGAAGGAGAAGGAACGAUUGGAGCAGGAGAAGCAGGAAAAGGAGCUAGCAGAAAAGGCUAAGGAAGAGAAAGAACGGAAGGAGAAAGCGGGAAAGGAAGGGAAGAAAACACCUAGCGGAAAGAGAGGGCGCCCUUCACUCAACAAGUCAUCUCCUGCCCCUCAGACUCCUCCAAGGACCACUCCAUCUGCAAGAGGGAAAUCCCCAUCACCUGCUUCAGUCUUCUCACAGAGGUCCAUGAGAUCAGAUAGGAAAAGUCUUACAGAAUCUCCAUUUGCAAGUGGACUCAAUGUUCGAUCUCGAUCUAAACGAUCAUCAACUGGGGAAUAUAGAAGAGGUGUCCAAGAUGAUUCAGACAGUGAAUUGGAUGAGUUAGAUGCUCAGUCUGAGAGCCAGCAGUCUACUCAAGACAGUGAAGACUCCCAGCUCAAAGACACCAGUGCCCAAGAGCCGGAGGACCAUGACGACAAUGAGUCAACAAAGACCGAGGAUUAUGCUGCAACUCUGACCAAAGUCAGCGAAGAGAAGCCAAGCUUUGAUGACGAUUUGGACGAAGGACCCCCGACCUUGACAGCAGAAGUGGCACCAGAGUCCGUAGAAUCCAGACUGCAGGAAGUCGAAUCGGAAGCACCGAAGGUCGAGGAAGUCGACAAGGUGAUUGUAGAGAAAGAGGGAAGGUCAAAGACAAAGAAAGAAUCUAAGAUCCGGCUGAGGAAGUCGAUAGACAAGGAGAGAGAUGGGAAGGAUUCGGCAAAUGAAUCAUCUAAAGGAGACAAGGUCACUGGGAAGGAUGGUGUCAAAGGCAACAAUGAUGCUGAAGAUGUGAAGGAGAAGAUAAGUGACACACCUGUCCUUGAAAGGCAGAUUUCUAUGGAAGAUGAACUGAAAGAGAAGUUGGAGGAUUUGAAACAAGAGAGCAAAGGUUCAGCAUCAGAUGCUGAUAAACCAACGGAGAAGAAGAAGGGUAGGAGGAAAGGAAGGAAGAGCCUGGAAAGUAGAAAGAGGAGCAAAGCACAGGCAGAUGUUGUAGAUAUCUCUGAGAAAUCAGAAGCCUCAGAGCCAUCGGAACCAAAGAAGAAACACGCCAAGAUUGACAGAAGGAAAUCCGAUAAAGGAGGGAGGAAGUCCAAGGUACAGGAGACCAAAACACCUGCUGAUAAUACAGAUAGUGACUUUGGGACCAGCUCCAUCGAAGACAAAUCCAUUCCAGGAACCAGCAAAUCUUUCAUGACAACUCCACCUACUACUCCAGAGAGUUCUCCAAAGAUGCCGUCUUCUCCAGCUUGCGAAGAAGAUCUUCAGAUGAAGACGGAAGAGCAGAGCAGCAACAAGAGCGACAGCGACGCCCUGAUAGAGGUGGCCAAUAUCGACGACAGAGAAACGACCGAGACCAGAGAGAAUAGUAGUACUCCACUUGCCAGCUCUGCACCAAAGAAAGCCACAUCAUCAUCCCAGCAGGCUUCACCUAAGAAGAGGCGGAGGGGUCUGUCGGAGUCAGAACACACAAAGAAACGCAGGAAGCAUGGCAGGAGGCGGCAGUCGUCUAUCUCAGAGAGGAGGAACUCUGCCAAGGAACGAGGCAAUAACAACAGCAGCGACACUGAUGAGAGCAGGUCAGAGAGUAGAUUGACGUCAAGCUCGGCCAAGCGUCAUAUGUCACUCAAGAAAUAUGCAAGGUCUUUGCCUCCAUCAAGGGUAUCUGACAGUGGCGGACAAGAGGGCAAUCAAAAACAGCGAAGAUGGAAUUUCCUUGUUGAUCUGAGCACAGUAAAGGAACCGGAUGAAAGGAUAGCCAUCAUUCAGCAUCAACUAUCAGAACUACGUUCAGUCUACUUACAGCUCAAACAAGAAGUGGCUACUAUUGACAGGAGGAGAAAAAAGUUCCGCAAAAAGGAGAGAGAAGCUGCUCAAGUCAUGGCUGGUGUCGCACUAGGUCACUGCCUCUCCCAGGGUCAAGACAGGGCGGAGUCUGGUGGUGGUGGAUCAUAGCAACAAGCCCCGCCCCUUUUCUACCAACCCCCCUUCCAAGCCAAGCCAAGCCGUCACAGGUGACAGUACAGUAUGCAGGGUCAGUGAGGAAGCCUCAGUAUUAAAUUCAUUGUGUCCAACGAGAAAGUGAAUCUGCAUUCAUUGAUUGCAUUAUAAUAGAUCUAUGUGAUUGUACAGAGAUGGUAUUCAUGUUGUGAUAUUCCCAACAACACUUCAAUAUGGGGAGCAGUUCAUGAAAAUAAACAGUCAGUGCUUUUUACCGACAACUGUUACAAGCUACUGAAAUUCUUCCAUCCGAUUCAUUGGCUCAGAGAAAAUUUGUCUUUGAAAAAUCACUGACAAACUUACUUAAUUGUACAACUUCGCUAUGAAAAUUUGUAAACAAAAAUAUCAAAUAAUACACAAAAAUAUUUUUGUAGACUGGAUCUCAAAUCCACAUUUUAUUUUCGUAUGAACAUGCUAGCUCUUGCUAAUGUGUGCUGGUUUGCAAUCAUUACCCCUCUCUAUUUCAAAAUAAGACAAUUUAGAAUAAGAUAACAAUGGGCUGAAUAUUUAAAUAGCCGCUUCAUGAGACAAUAGAAAUUCAGUCAAGAUGGAACUCGCCGAGUCCAUAGCUGAUUUCAAUUUAGGUGUUGGUGUUAAGCAACAUAAGACAUAACACGUAAUGAGGCUGGUGUUAGUGUUGUCUCUCAUGGGUCCAUGGAUGAUUUGUGCAGUCUACUGUACUCGUGUGAAAAUAGAUUUUACAAAAUCAAACAUUCCAGCACUGCAUCAUCAUUUUACAUCAGAAAAAUAGGAAUUGAGCUCUAGUUUGAAGUACUAUUGAAAAGAAGUGGGAUGUCUAGGAUUAAUCUCGAUUCAUCAGAUAUAAACAAGAAUAUGCUGCUUUUUUUUUUACAGCAUUCAUUUCAUACAUUUUUAUGCAAGUCCCUCUUUCGGCUACUUGUUUUUCACAACAUUGGAACAUUCAGCUUGUCAAUUAAACUGUCAUGCACUUGCUUUAUUGGGGUAAAUAAUAAAUAAUCCAUAUUUCUUUAAUUCCAUAGACUGAGCUACAUAUUUCAUGAAAAUCAUACAAUGUAACAUGAGUAGAUCUAUUUCAAAUAUUAAAGUCAAGAGGACCAACAAAUUUGCAUUUUAAGUCAAUGGUUUAUAUCUACAUUUUCUCAUAAAAGCCAUCAGAUAGGUGACAUCUGUUUGUCAUGAUUCACUUUGAAUUACCAAUCUGAAGUUAGGUAUACCGAAGCAUAUCUUUUGUUCUGCGCUUUCAUUGUAUAAUGAGUUAUAGAAUUGUUAAGGGUACUGCAUAUCCUUGUGCAUCAAUGCUAGUUUAGUGACAAUGACCCAUGCAUAAGCCUAUCCAUUAUUUAGUUUUAUUUGAAUUAGGAUUUAAUGUUUGUUGAAAGACAAAGUGAACUGAUUGCAUGGUGUGUGCUUCCGUGAUUGUGCCACCGUCACACCGGCGAAUCCCAACUCCUGACCGACACAGGAUAUCAUGUAAUUAUCAAUGCAUACAAUUUGGUCUGUUUGGUCGGUGUGACUGUUGCCAAACUGCUGAGUGAUCCAACUCGUGGCUUUGAUUAGCAUCUUGUCUUUGUCUUGUUAUAAAAUCACUAGGCGUAUUCAGACCGCCUUGAAGUUCGAGAAUACCAGGUUUUCUCAGAUCGAGACAUUUACCCUGAUCUACCUCGAACAGAAUAUACCAGGUAUUUUUUCCAAUGUGAAGGCAAAUUUGGGGGAUAUCCCUGAAAGAAAAUACCUGCUAAUUAGUAGGUACUUUGCUGAAAUUACAAUAAUUUUCAUAGGGAUUUUCCAGGGUCGUGGGUGUUCUGGCAGUGUGAAAGCAAAUUACGAGAAGUUGGGGAAAGGUGCUGUGGGCUGCUUGCAUCUUGCCUGCUUGGCUGCUUAUCUGACCGUACUGCGUCUACUUAAACCUGUCUCUCAACUCAAAAGAGUCUGCUUUGGGUUGGUGUGAAUGCAGAAAAUAAUUAUCUGGUUUGUUGAGGGCUGAACAAAUUCUCAUAAUUUAACAGUUAUACUAGUCGAGGCGGUCUGGAUACACUUAUUGUGUGUUUUCUUUGCACCAUGUCAAGGAGUUUUCGCUACACUACACACGAAAAGCAUGUGCACUAGAAUGAAAGCAAAGUGCCUCCUUAAUUGUGCCAAAAAUGACUUGGAUUUCACAGGAGAUGGUCCAUUCUUCCAGUUUUAAAUGUAAUAAUUAAUAUCAGAAAAUUUAUGCUGUUUUGAAAUGAAAUACUAGAGUUAGGUGAACUGUCCUAUUGAUGUGUAAGACUUUGUCCCCGGUUUUCACAAAGAGUUGGGAUUGGUCCAGAAAUCACAAAGACCCGAAUUCACAAAGGUGGUUUUUUUAAACCAUCAGUUGAACCCAUGGUUAAUGCAGAUUUCCUGUAUACAUGUAAAUUGCACUUAUUUUACCGCGUAUAUUAAAAAAUGUCCAAUGCCGAUGCGCACUUUCGUCACAGUGCAUUAAAUUGAUGCCUAUUGCCAUGGUUAUGCAUGCUCCACUCUUCAAACAGUGGACUCAUGAAUAAAAUAGCAUUCUUAACCAUGGCAACAGGCCUCAAUUUGGGGUGCUGUGACAAAAGCGCGCAUCAGCAUUAGAUAUUUUUGAUAUGCGCGUAAAUGAGCGUAAUUUAUACAGGAAAUCUGCAUAAACCAUGGGCUAAACCAAUGGUUUUAAGAACCACCUUUGUGAAUUUGGACCAAAGAGUUGUGAUUGGCCCAACCAAUCAAUCAUAACUACGAAGAGCGAGCAAGGCUGACAUCUAGAAUGUAUACAUCUGUUCAAAUAGGAUGUUUGCCCAUAAGUGUAUCAUUGUCUUUAAUACCAAACUGUGUUUUCAAAAGGAAUUUAUACUGUACAUAUGAAGAAUUUCGACACCAGCGAUGGGAUUUCUGGAUAUGAGAUUGAUAGGAUGAAUUGCAGCUCUUUGUGAAAACGGGCCCUGAUGAGGUUUGUUAUGCUUUUGUAAUUAUUAUGUGCUGCAAGUCAGUUAGUAUGUGAAGUUUUGAAGUGAAUUUAUAGUGGGAAUACAGUAUGCAAAUAUAUCAAUGCAAGCAUUGUUUAGUGAGCAUAGAUGAUACAGAAAAAUGGAUUUUACAAUAUGCUCUGAUUAAUUUUAUAUUACAGUUUUGUGUUAAAAUUAGUUUCAUCUGCAAAGAUUAUGGACUUGGUGGACCACCAAUUUUUGUUGAAUGUAACUUACAUGGCAACUGGCAAUUCAACGCAAUCAAAGUUUUGAUAUUAAUGAAAAGGUGCAUUAAUUAGGGAUGUGGGCAAAGUGGAGACCAUGAUGAGUAACUUUAUUACUGUAAUUAGUGAUGUGGAAUAAUAAGAUCAAUGGUGACUUGAACUAGCAAUGAAUUACCGAUUUUAAAGCAUUGAAAUAUAAGCAAGUGAUUUUUGUUGAUUUUCCCUUUUUAUUUUUCGACUGAAUGAACCCAUACAUAAGAUAUUGAAUUCUCCUUCCCUAUUUGUGCAUUCUUUUCCCCUGUUGACACUGUUUCUUUCUUUUGUUUUUAAAGGUCAAGUCCGCCUCAGAAAAAUGUUGAUUUGAA
Molecule: messenger RNA, 8402 nt
Organism: Lytechinus variegatus (green sea urchin)
Lineage: Eukaryota; Metazoa; Echinodermata; Echinoidea; Temnopleuroida; Toxopneustidae
Product: AT-rich interactive domain-containing protein 4A-like
Exons: 19
Coding region: 237-4820 (1527 amino acids)
Biological process (GO): regulation of transcription by RNA polymerase II
Cellular component (GO): nucleus
Molecular function (GO): transcription cis-regulatory region binding
Source: RefSeq, a predicted model, not a curated record